AUGCCUCCCAAGAUCGACCCAAAUGAGAUCAAGGUCAUCCACCUCCGUGCCACUGGAGGUGAAGUCGGCGCCUCUUCGGCUCUUGCACCGAAGAUUGGCCCUCUCGGCCUUUCGCCCAAGAAGGUCGGAGAAGACAUUGCGAAAGCCACUGGCGACUGGAAAGGCCUGCGCGUGACUGUCAAGCUUACCAUUCAGAACCGUCAGGCCGCGGUUUCUGUUGUGCCGACCGCCUCCUCGCUGAUCAUUCGUGCUUUGAAGGAGCCUCCUCGUGAUCGCAAGAAGGAGAAGAACAUAAAGCACAACAAGUCUGUCGCCCUUGACGAGAUCAUUGAGAUUGCCCGCACCAUGCGCUACAAGUCUUUCUCUAAAGAUCUGAAGGGCGGUGUGAAGGAAAUUCUCGGUACUGCUUACAGUGUCGGAUGCCGUGUUGACGGCAAACCCCCCAAGGUCAUCAUCGAAGCCAUCGACAACGGCGAGAUCGACAUUCCCGAAGAAUAA
This is a messenger RNA of Cordyceps militaris CM01, 498 nucleotides long. RefSeq names its product 60S ribosomal protein L12. Gene Ontology annotation, cellular component: ribosome; cytosolic large ribosomal subunit. Gene Ontology annotation, molecular function: large ribosomal subunit rRNA binding; structural constituent of ribosome. Gene Ontology annotation, biological process: translation. The coding region runs from base 1 to 498 and encodes 165 amino acids. The transcript is spliced from 5 exons. Lineage: Eukaryota; Fungi; Ascomycota; Sordariomycetes; Hypocreales; Cordycipitaceae. The record is from RefSeq and is a predicted model, not a curated record.